AUGUUUCGCGCCGCCCCGAAGUUCAGACCAUUAGCACGUCCCUCGACUCUUUACCGCCCGCUUAGCACCACCGCCCAUCUUCGCCGUCUCGCCCGGCCCACCGACCCUGCCAGAUCCCACACGGUCAGCUUCCAGCCACCGCCGCUGUUCACCCCUCUUCGCAUCGCCACCUUUUUCCUCUACACAUCAUGUCUUGUUGGCUACGUCUGGUACUUUUUUCCCGAGAUCGAGAUUGAGAUACAGGAAGGGGAGGAACAAGAAGAGGAGGAAGAGGCCGAGGACGAUGAGCCUGUAUUCUUCAUCCCUCUGACUUGGGCCAAAAAAUUGCCUCGCUCCUUUUACAAAGGCUCCGACCCUGAGUGGCAAGAGUUUGUCAAGGUCUCAAAAGACAAGGCUCGCCACAAGAAGAUUCAAUCCGAACUGGUCAAAAUAGUCUACGACACCGCUCAGAAACACCCGGCUUUCGUUAAGCAGCUCGGUCGCGACACCAAGGUUGGUCAAUGUUGGCUCGACAUCAUCUUUCCAGAUGGCCCUCCUCAGGAAUACGCACGUGCUGGCAUCGAGAUUGGCGACGACUACGUCUCAUAUGGCAUCCAACGCAUCGAUGCCCAACAGCAACACCGGAUCAAUCGCACCCUAUGGCCAACAGCUGCUUUUAACGGUGCCUACAACAGCGGUAAGGUGCUUCUUGGCUUUCAAUAUCAUCGCCUGAAACAGUUGCUGGGCUGGGAAGUCGACUCCACGCCUGGCAGCCAAGACGCCAAAUACACACAACUACUGCAACUGCUGCAGGCUCAACAAGCCCAGCAGGCCGAGCAGGCAAAAACACAAACGGGUGCUGGAACGCCAGAAGCAGACAAAUCCCAGGCCAGUGCUUCAUCGCUGCUCCCAUGGGCACUCAAGGUUCCCCAAGCCCCUUCGAGCAUAGAAAUGCCGAUAGCCCAACACAUCUUCCUCGCCACAUUGGCACAGGGAAAAAUGCCCAAGAAGAUGGAGCCACCGAGAGGAAGUUUUGUCGUUCAGGGAUUGAUUCAGCUCAAGGGCAGCAGAUCUAUCUUGACACUAGACGUGCAAGCUUUCUACGAUCCCAAGGCUAGCCAUUUCUCUGUCGUGAACGCGACUCCCAGGACCAUCAAACAGCGGAGACAGUCACCGAAGGGCGGCGACUGA
Molecule: messenger RNA, 1170 nt
Organism: Aureobasidium namibiae CBS 147.97
Lineage: Eukaryota; Fungi; Ascomycota; Dothideomycetes; Dothideales; Saccotheciaceae
Exons: 2
Coding region: 1-1170 (389 amino acids)
Source: RefSeq, a predicted model, not a curated record